This is a messenger RNA of Aspergillus steynii IBT 23096, 1103 nucleotides long. RefSeq names its product SDR family NAD(P)-dependent oxidoreductase. The transcript has a single exon. Gene Ontology annotation, molecular function: oxidoreductase activity. The record is from RefSeq and is a predicted model, not a curated record. NCBI's taxonomy places the organism in Eukaryota, Fungi, Ascomycota, Eurotiomycetes, Eurotiales, Aspergillaceae. The coding region runs from base 24 to 839 and encodes 271 amino acids.
CUCUUUCUCCCAUCAAAUCCGCGAUGACCGCACCUGCGAUAUAUCCAAGCCUGCAUGGCAAGACAGUCUUAAUCUCUGGUGGGGCGGAAGGAAUCGGUGCCGCAACCGUGGAGCUUUUUGCAUUGCAAGGCAGCCAGGUAAUCUUCUUGGAUAUCUCCGAAGAUGCUGCUCGGAAAACCAUCGACAAGGUGGUCGCACGAAGGGAAGAGGCUGCAUCGCGUGGAGGACCUACAAUCAAGGCCCCUAUCUUUUACUUUUGUGACUUGUCAAGCCUUCCCGAUUUGCAAGCAACGGCAGUAAAAGUAUUGGAAGAACAUGGCCCAGUCCACGUAUUGGUCAACAAUGCAGCAGGGACGGGCAGCAGCGCAAGACUCAGCACGGAGAAUGUCACAUCAGAGGCCUGGGACGCUAGCGUCAAUAUCAACCUGAGGCAUGUGUUUUUUCUGUCUCAGGCCGUCAUUCCGGAAAUGAAGCGCAUUGGGGCUGGUAGCAUUGUCAAUCUUGGGUCUAUCACCUGGCGUAUACCAGCUGCUGGUCAACCAGUAUAUGGGGCUUGCAAGGCCGCCAUAAUGGGUCUUACACGUGUUCAGAGCAAGGAAGUCGGUGGCUCUAACAUACGAAUCAACAGCGUUAUGCCUGGUGCCAUCGCGACCGAGAGGCAAAAGGCAGAAGUUCUGACGCCCGAAUAUCGUGCGGAGGUUUUCCAGAACCAAAGCUUGCAGCGUGAUCUUUCUCCCGAGGAUGUUGCGAAGGUGAUUGUUUUUCUUGGAAGUGAUGAAGCAAGCGGUGUGACAGGAAGCACAUAUGUUGUUGAUGGCGGAUGGGUCAGUGACCCAUGAUUGAAAGAAGAAAUACUGGGUGGGAAGAAAGCCCUUCACCUAUGUCUCUCUUCUAUAUUUCUCUCUCCUGUUGCGUUCCUUUUCUUACUCCAUUACAUUUACAUACUCUCCCAAUCUUCUCCUCUUAAUCUUCCCGGACCUUCCUUGUCGUUUCGGUGACAUGAGACCUGGGACAUAAUGAUGCAUCAUGACACUGAACCAAUUGGGUUGAAAAGCUUUACAUAAGAGGGAAGCUCGAGACCAUAUGUACAAAUUCAGUCUGAU